GAGGUGAGGGCGUGGUCGUUUUAUCCGAGAAGUUCUGCGUUUUACAUUCUACUGUUUCCUCCCUCCCUCGCUUCUUUCUUUUCACUGUGUUAGAUUGGAUUAGUCGAGUGGGCAGGUCGAAAUUUCAGCACUAAAGACUGAAUAAUUAUCAAUUGAUUGUUUUUCCUUUGCCCAUUAAUUUAGUCAUUUGUAGCAAUGAAAGUUGAUUUAUUGAUAUUGAUAUAUGGUUUUGUGUUGGGAGUUUUAAGUAUUUGUUCCAUUGCUAAAUCAGCUGUUCCCAAUGACCCAUUUCUUGGAAUCUCCCCUCAAGAUGAGAAUUACUACAAGAUAUCAUCAAAUACGAUAAAAUGUAUAGAUGGAUCCAAGAAAUUCACCAAAGCUCAACUCAAUGAUGACUUCUGCGAUUGCCCUGACGGCAGUGAUGAGCCUGGCACAUCAGCUUGUCCAGCUGGGAAAUUUUAUUGUCGCAAUGCAGGACAUAUUCCUCUUUUGUUAUUUUCUUCAAGAGUCAAUGAUGGGAUCUGUGACUGCUGUGAUGGGAGUGACGAAUAUGAUGGGCAGGUUAAAUGCCGAAAUACAUGCUGGGAGUCUGGAAAAGUGGCUAGAGAUAAGUUGAAGAAAAAGAUUGCAACAUAUAAGGAGGGGGUGGCUUUGAGAAAUCAGGAAGUUGAAAAGGCAAAACAAUCAAUUGCCAAAGAUGAGGCAGAACUAUCAAAGCUAAGAAAUGAGGAGAAAAUACUGAAAGGGUUAGUUGAACAGCUUAAAGAGCGUAAAGAACAAAUAGAGAAGGCAGAAGAGAAAGAACGCUUGCAGAAAGAAAAAGAAGAGAAAGAGAAGAAGGAAGCUGAAGAAAAGGCUAAUAAAGAAAAAGGUGAAUUUUUGGAGGAAGCUAAGCAAGAAAAAGAACAGGCUGGGGAAAAAACUAAUGUUGAAGAUGAAUCCUCGGAAAGUAUCCAUGAUGAUACAAUUGGUGUUUUGGAUGACUCUCCCUUGGAUCAGGACAAGGCAGGGGAGUAUACUAGUCAUGCAGUUGGUGCUGAACAAACUCAUACCUCCAGAAAUGAAGAAUCACCAGUGAAUGAAGUAGAGCAGCAUGUGGUGAAGGAGGAAGAGACAGUCUCCCCAAAAAGCAUAGCUGAUGCUGAGCAAAGUGAUACUUCCAAAAUUGAAGGACCAUCAGUUAAUGAUAUUGUGCAGGAAGUGGUAGAAGAGGUCGAAGAGUCUGUCUCACCAAGAAGCAAGGAUGACCCUGCAGAUAUGAGUGAAAAAGGUCAUGAUGCUGUUGAGGUAUCAGGUGGUCAAGCUGUGAAAUUGGGCAAUGAUGUAUCUGAAAAUACUGAAGGGUUGUCAAAGGAAGACCUAGGCCGCCUUGUUGCUUCUCGUUGGACAGGGAGUUCUGAAAAGGAAACUGAAGGAGUUGAUGUUGCAAAGAAUAGUGAUCAUGAAGAUCACGAAGAGCAUGAAGAGAUGCCACCAGACAUGCAUGAUGAGGAAUAUGAUGGCUAUGCUUCUGGAACUGAUGACGACACUGGAAAAUAUGAUGACAUUGAUACAGAAGAUGAUACAGAUGAGAGUUAUGAAGAUGAUUCUCAUGAUGAUGUGGGUUCUUCAUACAAAUCCGACCACGAGGAUGAAUUAGAUUUUUCAGAUACAACCUUCUCAAGUAGCCCGUCUUGGCUGGAGAAGAUACAACAAACUGUUCGUAACAUUCUACAAGCUGUUAACUUUUUUCAAACUCCAGUGGACAAAUCAGAGGCUGCCAAUGUGCGCAAAGAAUACGAAGAGUCCAGUGCCAAGUUGACUAAAAUACAGUCGAGGAUAUCAAGUUUGACACAAAAGUUAAAACAGGAUUUUGGGAUAGAGAAAGAGUUCUUCUCAUUCUACGAUCAAUGUUUUGAGAGCAAACAGAACAAGUAUGUUUACAAGGUUUGUCCAUUCAAACAAGCUUCCCAGACGGAGGGUCAUUCAACAACUCGUUUGGGGCGUUGGGACAAAUUCGAGGAUUCACAUCGGGUCAUGAUAUUUUCAAAUGGUGAUAGGUGCUGGAAUGGACCUGAUAGAAGUUUAAAGGUCAAGCUAAGAUGUGGCUUGAAAAAUGAGGUUACAGAUGUAGAUGAACCGAGUCGUUGCGAAUAUGUAGCACUUUUAUCUACCCCAGCUUUUUGUCUGGAAGAAAAGCUCAAGGAAUUGGAAAACAAACUAGACUUGAUGAACAAAGAACAGCCUCAGAGCCAUGAUGAACUCUGAAAUACUUUGCAGCAAAUGGUUUAGAGGAUGCUGAAGGCCUCAACUAAUAUUCGGAAGAAUCAUCCAUUUGAAUUUUAACAUAUGAAUAGGCCAGCGAAAUGCAGCUGAAUUGGGCAGGUAUUUAGAAAUUUUGAGCAAUAUCUGGAGAGCUACAGAAUUUUUUAUAUUCUGGAGCCACUUUGUAUAACAUGUCUAAUUCAUUAUUAGGGUUAGAUUGAGAGAUGGGAGUAAUUAGGAUGAAGUCCGAGUCCGGCGCAUUGCAACUGAUUUUGAAAUCAUUGAUACUAUAAUACUAUGUUGAACACUUGAGGGUAUAAUUAUUAAUCAAAAUAAUAUAAGAUAGCAUAGUAGUAGAAAACAUUAUGAAAUGGAAAUGUGUGAGAAUGACAUUCUAAAGAAAUGGCAAUAAAAAUGCUCUUGACUUGUUGCAUGAU
Messenger RNA from Ricinus communis (castor bean), 2681 nucleotides. RefSeq names its product glucosidase 2 subunit beta. The record is from RefSeq and is a predicted model, not a curated record. Gene Ontology annotation, biological process: N-glycan processing. Gene Ontology annotation, molecular function: protein binding. Lineage: Eukaryota; Viridiplantae; Streptophyta; Magnoliopsida; Malpighiales; Euphorbiaceae. The coding region runs from base 196 to 2247 and encodes 683 amino acids. Gene Ontology annotation, cellular component: glucosidase II complex. The transcript is spliced from 17 exons.